AUUUUGGGUACCUUUUGGGAAUCGCUUUUGUGACCGCCCCCACUCGAGAAGUAGAAGAAACAAGAACAAAGGAUCUCUGUCCUCUCUGCUUUUCCCUCCGUCGCACCACUCACUCCUCCACCGCCAGCCACCCAGCCAUGUCUCAGGUUGAUAGCAGAAAUUCUUCAGCUGUUAAGCGUGCCAGGACUGAUGGUAGUCGCAGGGAAGAUGAUUGGACAUGUCCCAGCUGUGGUAAUGUCAAUUUCUCUUUUAGGACAACCUGCAAUAUGCGUAACUGCACCCAACCGAGGCCCGCUGAUCAUAAUUCGAAACCUGCUGUCAAGCCUCUACAAGCUCCACAGGCCUACUCAGCAGCAGCUCCUUAUUUAGGCGCCAAUCCUCCCCCCUCAAUAUAUCUUGGUGUCCCACCAUACGGUCCGUCUUUAUUCAAUGGAUCACCUGUUCCUCCUCCCUAUGAGGUUCCAUUUUCUGGAGGAUCAGCCUAUCACUACAAUUAUGGAGGUCGUCUUUCUGCUGGCAGUCCGUAUAGACCAUUGCAUCUAUCAGCACCAGUACCAUACACAAGUGGAUCCAUGGUGGGAAACGGUGGGAUCUAUGCCAUGCCCCAGCUAUUGGAUCGCUAUGGCCUCGGUGUCCCUAUUGGACCUGGAGCAAUGCAGGGCACUAGGCCAGGAUUUUUUCGCGAUGACAAGUCUCAGAAAAAGGGAGCCGAUUCAACUCGUGACAAUGAUUGGGCAUGUCCAAAAUGUGGCAACGUCAAUUUCUCAUUUAGAACUGUUUGUAACAUGAGAAAGUGCAACACUCCCAAACCUGGGUCUCAGGCCUCAAAGUCUGACAAGAACUCUAAGCAAAAGAUGCCCGAGGGAAGCUGGAAGUGUGAAAAAUGUAAUAACAUAAAUUACCCGUUCCGAACAAAGUGCAACAGACAGAACUGUGGUGCUGACAAGCCAGCUGAUUCGGAAAAAUCUCCCUCAUCAUCUCCAGAUCAAAAUGAUCAGUGAGUACUAGGACAUGUUUGAGGGUUGAGAAGGUCCAGAGUUGUCAUCCAGCAUUGCUCAAUUUGGGUGUCUGACAGUCAGUCUUGUCGUCCUCUAUGUAGAAGAAGUUGUCAAGUCACCCACCUUCUCAUUAUCUGUGUCAAUUUGUUGUAUUAACUGAGAUGGUAUUUUGGUCUUUGUGGAUUGUUAUGAUGCACGUGUCAGCCAGCUUUCCUGGCUGAAAGGUUGUUGCAGGUUCCAGUUUUAAGUUACAUUUUUGUUACUUUCAAAAAACAAAGUUUUCUUUGUUCUGAACUGUCUGCAUUUUAAGUAUAACUUUAGAGGAAUAGAUGCCAUAAGCAUUUGAAGAUUCCAAUUAUUUUUAGUUUA
Trifolium pratense (red clover) is the source of this 1367-nucleotide messenger RNA. RefSeq names its product ranBP2-type zinc finger protein At1g67325. Bases 138 to 1001 code for a protein of 287 amino acids. The record is from RefSeq and is a predicted model, not a curated record. The transcript is spliced from 10 exons. NCBI's taxonomy places the organism in Eukaryota, Viridiplantae, Streptophyta, Magnoliopsida, Fabales, Fabaceae.